Clarias gariepinus (North African catfish) is the source of this 2279-nucleotide messenger RNA. RefSeq names its product DC-STAMP domain containing 1 (gene dcst1). NCBI's taxonomy places the organism in Eukaryota, Metazoa, Chordata, Actinopteri, Siluriformes, Clariidae. The record is from RefSeq and is a predicted model, not a curated record. The transcript is spliced from 16 exons. Gene Ontology annotation, cellular component: membrane. The coding region runs from base 47 to 2092 and encodes 681 amino acids.
UUAAAACGUGCUAUGUGCUUUCCAGUAGACAAUAGAGGAUCUAAAAAUGCAGAGAUCUAGACGCAAACAUGAAACAAAAGCACCUCUUUCAACAUUGGAGAAGGUCAGUAGGCGUAUCCUGCCUGACAUGGCUCACAGAUUCCUGUUUGGACCACCAUCUGAUUUCUGCUUUGCCAGAUAUUUGAUCGGAGCUGUAUUUGGAGCCAUCAGUGGGACUGCUUUGUUUUUUGGACUCAUGCACAACAUUCCACUGUCCUUCGAUUACAAAAUCUUCUGUGGACUUGCUUUUGUAGCACUGUGUAUCUUAGGUGCAAUGGUGUCUUCAUAUUUCCGUUGCUCAGUUCUAUUGAUGUUUCCCAGCAUUCUCGGCUCUCGUGGACAAGCUUAUGUAAUGCUAUUCGUAAUCCAGUCUCUCUAUCAAGGUCCAAUCUCAAAUAUCCAACAUAAUGUCCAGGAAAUGGUCUUCUCUGUGGGUUGCAACAUAGACCUGCAAAUCACGCACAGUAGGCUUAUGUGGAGGACAGUUUCUGAACCAUUUUUUCAAGUGUUACAGGAAAUAGUGGACGACAGUGUGCAACUCCAGAAAGAGGCACAGAAUGUUAGUAGACAGUUUGAGGGUAUCAGGGAUGAGGUGAUGGGCCAGUAUGGCUAUGAUUCCUUUGGUCAGAAUCUAACAGCUACAGGAAACAGCACACAGGAGCAGUACACUGCAAAGACCAUGCUGCGCUGUGAAUAUGUAGUACAGAACGGAAUUGAUCGCUGCAUAAAGUGGUUUGAUGAUACAUGGCUGAAGUGCAUGGACACUAUUAAGUCCCCUGUCAUCAACCAUUUCCUUUGUGUGCCGAUGAAGUUUGAUUUUCUUUGUAAUAUUAUGAGAGUAAUGACUCCAUGGUGUAAGGAACAGAUCCCAGUGGAGGGGAACUUUGGGCAAACCUUUGACAAACUAAGUUCCUCCAUCAGUAAACUUGGGGAACAGUUUACCGCCAAUUUAGUCCUUGAGAAAAUUGAGGAUCAGCCGAUACUUGGAAGCAAAGUUCUUCGAGAUGAUUUUCGCGAGGAGCUCGUCAAGGCAUUUAAGGAGGCGAGCAACACUGUUAAGCAAAUCAUAGGGAUCGUACAGAUCCUCCUCUCUUUCACGUUCAUAACUGUUUUUACUUCGGCUUUUGGAUAUGCACGGCAAUACACCAGAGACAUCUGCUUUGACAAUGUCUACAUUACAACUUACUUUCGACAGAUUGAUGAGCGGAGAAGAAAAAGGGGUCGCAGGUAUCUGCUGCCUCUGAAGAAAACAGAAAAGAGUAGUUUCAUCGAGCCCUGGAGACUGAAAGUCAAUUCCAAUGAAAUCCGACCUGUGUUUACAAGCCUGGUCCAGGUUGUAUCUUUGGUCCUGUUUGUAAGUUUUCUGCUGGUCACUGAUAGAAUCCUUUACUACAUCUUUGAAAUCAUCCGUAGGCAUACAUAUAUAGAACAGUCUUUUGAAAGUAGUCAUGACAUACAGAUUGACAUUAGUGGAGAUUCCAUGUUAGCGAAGCUCCUUCGUAAGACUAUUGGUGCUUUCAACACUUCCUCUAACCUAAACAUUGUGUCCAAUAACUGGCAGUGUCUCCCACAGCCUCAUGCCCUGAGCCAGAAUGACUACCUGUUGUGUAUCUUCCCAUUGCUGCUGAUGGUCCUCAUGUGCCGUCUGCAGGUUUAUACAAACCGCCUACGCAGGGUCAUCACCACCUUCUACUUCCCCAAGAGAGAGAAGAAACGGAUUCUCUAUCUAUACAACCUCCAGAUCCAGAAACGUAUUGCUUUGGUCAACCGCUUGAGCAAACAGCUCAGGCGUCAGCGACAAGCCCCAAAAAAGGUGUUGUCAGUGCUGUUGUCUCCACUGGAACGAUGGGGGUGGGGUGUGUGUUGGUGUUGGGUUUGUGAGGAGAAUAUGUGGCAGCAGAGGGCUAUGCGUUGUUCUGUUGUGGGCUGUAAUGCACUUUACUGUGCACAAUGCUGGAGGGAUUUGGGAUACUGUUGUAUCUGCUCCUUCCCAACAAAUGGGAAGCCUCAAGACAGUGACUCUGACAUAGACACAGUUUACUAUGUUUAUUAAUUACACGUUCACAUAUGAGAUAAAUAUACUAUGUUCGUUAGUUACAUGUUCACAGAUGAGAAAUCUAUAUUGUGUUUAUUAAUUACAUGUGCACAUACUGUAUGAGAAAUACAUACUAGAUUUAUUAAUUACAUGUUCACAAACAAGCCUAAUAUAAAGUUUAUUAAUUAAAUGUUCACAUAUGAGA